AUGCUGAGCGCGCGGUUCACGCUCGAUUCAAUGGUGGUGGUGGUGUUGCUUCUGGGCAACAUGCUCGACGGGGUGCUGGGCGCCAGCCCUCAAGCAACCCCCAAAAAGCAAAAGCUGGCACUGUGCACGCCCAUCAACGCUUUGAAGAAGUGCUCCAAGGCCGGCCCAGCCCUUGUAGACCAGCUGUGCGCCGAGCUGCUGGCACCCGCCAACGCAACAGCCGACAGCAAGGACCCCACCAAGUUGCGCUACGGCUGCGGCGUGGCCACCGCUGCCCAGGUCAACAAAGUGUCGAGUGACCUGGCAGCCCUCGAGCCCAAGGUCAACGCCGCCGCCGCCCAGGCCAGCUCUGUGGCUGCUCUUGUGAAGGAAAGCAACCAGACUGCGGCGCUGCGUGCCGAGAUAGAUGCACUCCGGGCGGCAAUCGUGGCGCUCACCGCCAACACGCAGGGCCUGCAGGCCAACGCGUCCAAUGCUGCCCGAGAGAUUGCGGCUCUUACUGCAGCAAACCAGACCGCUGCGCGAGAGGUUGCGGCGCUCACCGCCCAAGUGCAGGAGCUGAAGGCAAUCACGACCAACACCACCGUCCCAGCCGGCGUUGCCCAGCAGAUCGCCGCCCUUGCAGCAGCCGACGCACUCACCACCCAGCAGCUGACCUUGCUGCAGGCGGCAAACCAGACCGCCGUCCAGGACAUCAGGGCGCUCAACAACACCCUGGCAGCCCUCAGAUCGGCACAGCAGGCGAACGAGGCAGCAAUCUCCCUGGCCAACGCCACCGUUGAGUCCAUCAAGUCUGUCGUCACCACGGGCGCAGCGGCUGUCGCGGCGGUCAACACCAGCCUCGCUAACCUAACAACCAUCGUAGCCAACGUGUCUGCCAUCGACUUCAGCGUUUUUGCAAAAUCCACGGACCUGGCCAACCUCAACGCGGUCACACUGGGCGGCGUCCCUGCGGCGCAAUUCCUGCGCUCGCGGGUGGUGCUCUACCGUGCAUCUAAUGCCAGGAUCUUGGGAAACCUUGGUGGCCGGUCUGGCACUGACGCCCUGUGCAGCGCCUCGCCGUUCAGGCCCGCCGGGCUUGUGGUGACGCGUGCGUUCCUUUCGACGUCUGCAUCCGACCAGAUUUCUGAUUUCACUGCCCUUUACGGGGUUCCCAGCAGCCUGCCCAUUGAGUCUCCGAGUGGUGUUGUCCUGGCCAGCAACUUCACGACCCUGCUGGGGGGCAGCAUCCAGAGGAGUUUGCGAGAUGCGGGCGUGUUCACAAGCCUGGUGAACUGGUGGUCGGGCUCUGAUGCCUCGGGCAAUGUGGCUGACACCUGCUCGGGAUUCACGUCAUCCACGGUCACGACUCAAG
Messenger RNA from Monoraphidium neglectum, 1354 nucleotides. RefSeq lists its product as hypothetical. The transcript is spliced from 4 exons. The annotation marks the transcript as partial. The record is from RefSeq and is a predicted model, not a curated record. NCBI's taxonomy places the organism in Eukaryota, Viridiplantae, Chlorophyta, Chlorophyceae, Sphaeropleales, Selenastraceae.